CUGGACACUGAGCUCAGCCUCUGCUGGGCCUGCCCGUCAUGAGGACAGUUCUGGGCAUGCUGGGGCUGGCCCUGGCCUUCGGCUUCGUUCACACAACCCUGUCCAAGUCAGACGCCAAGAAAGCCGCCACAAAGACGCUGCUGGAGAAGACACAGCUGGCCGACAAGCCUGUGCAGGCGCGUGGCCUUGUGGUGACGGCCCCCCGGGCCGAGGACGUGGUCCUGGAGCACCGCAGCUACUGCGCCGCCCAGGCCCGUGAGAGGCACUUCCAGGGGCCCGUGCUGGGCUACGUCACCCCGUGGAACAGCCACGGCUACGACGUGGCCAGGACAUUCGGGGGCAAGUUCACACGGGUGUCGCCUGUCUGGCUGCAGCUGAAGCGCCGCGGCCGGGAGCUGUUUGAGGUCUCGGGCCUCCACGACGUAGACCAAGGUUGGAUGCGAGCAGUCCGGAAGAACAAAGGCCUGCGCGUCGUGCCUCGACUUCUGUUCGAGGACUGGACACUGGACGACUUCAGGAGCGUCGCCGACAGCGAGGAUGAGAUCGAGGAACUUGGCAAGACGCUGGUCCAGGUCGCCAAGAACCAGCACUUUGAUGGCUUCGUGGUGGAGGUCUGGACCCAGCUGUUAGGCCAGAAACAGGCGGGCCUGGUCCACAUGCUGACCCACAUGGCUGAGGCACUGCAGCAGGCCCACCUGCUCCUCCUGCUGGCCGUCCCACCUGCUGUCACCCCAGGGACACACCAGCUGGGCAUGUUCACCCAGCAGGAGUUCGAGCAGCUGGCCCCAAUGCUGGACGGCUUCAGCCUCAUGACCUACGACUACUCCACGGCCCAGCAGCCCGGCCCCAACGCACCUCUGUCCUGGGUGCGAGCCUGUGUCCAGGUCCUGGACCCCAAGUCUAAGUGGCGGAGUAAGAUCCUCCUGGGGCUCAACUUCUACGGCGUGGACUACUCGGCCUCCAGGGACGCCCGUGAGCCCGUUGUGGGGAGCAGGUACAUCCAGAUGCUGAAGGAACACAGGCCACAGCUCAUGUGGGAUGGCCAGGCCGCCGAGCAUGUCUUUGAGUACAAAAGAAGCCGAGGCGGGAGGCACGUUGUCUUCUACCCUACUCUGAAGUCUGUCCAGGUGCGGCUGGACCUGGCCCAAGAGCUGGGUGUUGGGCUCUCCAUCUGGGAGCUAGGCCAGGGCUUGGACUACUUCUACGACCUGCUGUGAGCAGCGCCCGGCCCGCCCAGGACAGCACAGGCUGGCCAGGACUCACUUCUAAGCUAUAGAGCGACGAGAAGGCCGCCUGGCGUUCACCUGUCUGUCUGCUGCACACCUGCCCCAAGCAAGGGGCAGGCCUCAGAGCCCCGAGCUUACCAGCUGAGCCCCUUCCCAAAGGGCAUCCAGUGGGCCUCUCCCAAUGGGGCCCAGAUCUGGGCUCAGCCCCUGGGACCCACAGCAGACGCCCAUCCAGCUGGGCCCUCCCACGGGAACCCAGCCCCACCCAGGAGGCAGUUGGGAGGGGGGUGCAACCUAGGGGUCAAUGCCCUGUAGAGCUGGCAGUCACCCCUUGGGAACUGACCGGGCAAGCCCUCCGCCAUACUCCUCAGGGUCCCUUGUGACCUGCAGCUUCGAGAAAUAAAUCUGGAAUCUGCUGGC
This is a messenger RNA of Echinops telfairi (small Madagascar hedgehog), 1646 nucleotides long. RefSeq names its product chitinase domain containing 1 (gene CHID1). Bases 39 to 1217 code for a protein of 392 amino acids. The record is from RefSeq and is a predicted model, not a curated record. NCBI's taxonomy places the organism in Eukaryota, Metazoa, Chordata, Mammalia, Afrosoricida, Tenrecidae. Gene Ontology annotation, molecular function: oligosaccharide binding; chitin binding. The transcript has 12 exons. Gene Ontology annotation, biological process: carbohydrate metabolic process. Gene Ontology annotation, cellular component: extracellular region.